Messenger RNA from Aspergillus steynii IBT 23096, 2915 nucleotides. RefSeq lists its product as uncharacterized. NCBI's taxonomy places the organism in Eukaryota, Fungi, Ascomycota, Eurotiomycetes, Eurotiales, Aspergillaceae. Gene Ontology annotation, biological process: eisosome assembly. The record is from RefSeq and is a predicted model, not a curated record. Bases 412 to 2712 code for a protein of 766 amino acids. The transcript is spliced from 4 exons.
CAUCCCUUCAUCCCUUCCAUCGGCUCUCCUCGCCUUUCCCUUCCCUUGCUCUCUCCUUCCGCGGCAUCCAGACCACGUCGUGACAUCACUAGCAUCGCGACUUCACGAUCUUCAUUCCUCUCCCCACCCCCCUCGCCAAGCUGCUAGCUGCCGACUAGCACGAACCGUGGUUCGGGCCUUGCAACCAACGACGUCACCGUCGACACGAGACUUCUUCGUUCCCAAGCUUCCGGAGGUUCCCUCCCAAAGUUCGACUAACAGCCCCUCUCUCUUUUGCUAGCUUUUAUCCCCUUAUUCGCCUUCCUGUUCUCUCCGUGCGAUCUUGUUCCCCCCUUUCUUUUUUGGAUCAGGCAUGCCUGUCUUCGCUGCUGACCCUUGCUUCCUGCAAAUUGCUGCGGACAUAACCUUAUCAUGGCGACUAUCGAGCAACCCCCGGCCCAGCGUGCUGCAAUCCCACGAUCCCGGUCAGCCCGGCUAGCGGAUCAAGCCGCGACUGCUGCUCUUUUUGUAACGCAUCCGGAACGAAGACUGUCGGUUCGCGAGCCACGAGCACCAGGAACGGAUCUUUCCACCUUGAAAGCGACCGGAUCCCGGCCCGGCUUCAGUCAUGCUUCGGCAGUAGCCGCCCUGGCUCAUGCGAAGAGUAAACAGCCCGAAAGUGGCCGAUCAUCCACCGCCGCGAUCUAUGUCCCGGAUUACCCCCCAGAAACACCAAGCCAAGAAGGAUACAAGGCUGCGAUCUCCGCCAUCCGAGACCACAGGUCGAUCGCAAGCCCUGCCCCCGCGGAUUCCAAACAUGACACAUUCACCGCAGAUGCGCGACGAGAAAUCACUUCGAGGGAAAAGGCCAUUCGCGCGGCAUCCGGGGCCUUCUACAACAGUAGAAAGAGGGCCGAUUCUGCGCCGUUAGAGGACCCCUAUGCGAUGUCGGGGGCCAGAGACCCUUUGGACGAGCUCGACAGCUCGGCCGAAGCCAGCAGAAUCCAGCACGUUGCAAACACCAAUGCGCGCCUUUACACCGCAUCCCCGCCCGUGGCCAUUGAGGUGGAGGAGCAGAACAAAAAGAAUGUGAUGAGGGCGGCCGCCAUUUCGAUGGCGCGCGAAAUGUAUGGCAUCGCGGAGAAUGCGGAGGACCAGACCGGUGCCGCUAUACCUGCAGCUCAAAGAGGUCAUGCGCGGGCGCGGUCGCAGCAAGUGGUCAACAAAGCCACCGUCGGCGCACUGCAGCGAGCUAUGAGUUUACAAGAGGUUGCUCAAAAGCGCGCCGCCGAGAAACUAGCCAGUAUGCAGGAUGAAACGGCUGUGUAUCGCGAAUACUACGGCAUCGAACCUCAAGCGUCGCGCUCCAGCUUACCGGCUCGCAGGCGGAGAGCGUCGGUUGACUCUGACGAAUCCUCCUUCGAUGCUGAGCGAUCGAGAGAGAUCCGGUAUCAAAUGACCAACUUGCGGUCGAAGCUGGAUGCGGUCGAUGAGCAGAGACAGAGAGACCGCGCGCUGUUGAUGGAGGCUGCGAGAAAGAAUGUCGAUGCAGCCAUUCAAGAUAUGGAGAAGCGGGCCUACGCCGACACUGGUCGUGCUCCGCCUUCCGUGCGAAAGGAGUGGGAGGAUGCAGCCCUUGCCCGUGCCGAGAAGGACAUGCAGGAGAUUGAUGCUCAACUCAUUCAGCCGGAUAGAGUUAACCUCGGAGCGCAUAAGUUUGUGGAUAUGUCCGACGUCGAAGCACUGGCUCGUUCACGACUCCAACCGACGUUCGACGAAAUCCAUGAACGUGCGGAAGCCCAACGUGCUAGGGAAUUGGAACAACGAUUGGAUGAAGAGGAAAGGCUGCGCCACGACGCCGUUGAGCGCCAGCGAGAGGCCGAUACCCGGGCCGAGGAGAAGCGGCAGAGAGCGGUCUUGAAGCAGCAAUCCCGAGGCAAAGAGGAACGGUCCUGGCCUUGGAGGAAAAAGGCCAAACGAGAUGGAGGCAAUGCACCCGAGACACCCUUGGUCAAAGACCGGGUUGCAGCAGAAGAGAAUAACGAACCCGCGGGUGAAGGGCUUGUCGGGACGGUGACGCAAGACACCGUCCAGACGGAUACUGUGACAGGCAAUGACCAGGCCGUCGCUUCAGGCGCUGCCGCCGAACCGAGUCCCGCGACGUCUCCUAUCCUCAAGUCAGAAUCCAAACUCAAGACCUGGAUCGGUAAAUUGGGGGGCCGUCGGUCCAGUACAACUGCCGCCGCCGCCGCCCCAAGAGAAGCAGGCGUCAGUCCCGAACCUACCUCGGGCGUGCCAGACGAGGAAAGACCGGUCUCUGGGGAUGAUUCGCGAGCUGCUCCGCUUCGGUCCAAUCCUGUGUCGGCCCAUGAUAUUGCGGAGACACAAAGGGGCUCCGCCGAUCCAGACCGAACAGACGAGGAGCAGGAGUUUGUGAGAAGCUCGGAGAACAGCGGGGACCGGAGAUCUCGCCUCAAGUCGCGAUUUUCGCGGAUCGUCUCGAGGGGCUCGCAAGAGAUGAAGACCGACGGCGUUGAAACUCCGGAUCAGGAGACUCAGGGAGAAUCAGUCCCCGUCGAACACACUGCUGCCGAUGAGCUGCACGGCCAGAGCCCGGAAAAAGAUGGGCUGCGAGAGAGCGCGGUCGAGCAAGGCCUGCCCAUUCCGCCGGCCAUUGGGAAGCGAUUGAGCAAUGGCACCGGCCGCGAGUCGAGGUUUUCGGAGGAUCUGUGAUGGUUCGCUUUGUUGUCAUUCCUGCGUGUGCUGCUAUGUAUCGGGUGGAGAGUGUCGGUAUUGUCCACUGUAUACCUGGAUUUGUGUUUUAUUUUCUUUUCCUUUUGCGAUCCUGUAGUCAUAUAUUAGUCAGUGGAUGUGUAUGUACGAGUGUCUCCCGACCAAAUUGAGCAAUAAUGGAGCGAGUACUUGCAGAAGAGUCC